UUAUUUUUCAUUGCCCAAACAGAACCCAACAAAUUUUUUUUUUUGCUGAAUUAGAAAAAGGAGUAGUAUGGUUUUCUUAUGCGAACAAAUUUCCUUUUGGAUACAACUUGUGGAGGAAAGAAAUGAGUCAAUAACAAAUACCAUUUACUUGGUUGAUGUGGUUAGUGGUCCGGUUAGUUCGAAUAGUUCACCUUUCUAUUUUCCUUUUCUUAUUUAUAAUGGUUGGAAUCGGUGCUUGGAGAGUCGCACACCAUUGGUGACUUUGAAACUCUAGACAAGCUUGACUUUUCUUUAAUUUUUCUACGAAUGUUGAAUAUGAACAUUUUUUUUCAUCUAUUUUUUCUGGCUUUUUUCCAAGUCUUUGUUGGCGUGGAGAGUGGACUAGUGGAGUCGUGAUCCUAGGCAUAUUUUCCAACUUAUUUAUAUUUCUCAGAUAGAAGACAUCUUGGUAUUAGAUUACUCCAAAAGGCAACUGGUAUUGUGUUUUUUCCUUCCAAUCCAUCGUGUUAUUGACGGAAUUAACGAGCAUCCUCUUUUUCUUCCAAUACCGUAUUUCAACCCUAUUAUGCCGAUCACUGCUCUUCUUUCGUCCCCAGAUCAUAUCCGGAUAUGUCCAAAAGCGACAUCAUCUCUCCUUUCCAUUUCCGACGACAUACUGGAUACUACACUACUAAAGGAAACGAUACUAAUCUAAGACUAAGACACAGGUUUUUACUCGACUCCUCCAACUCUCUUUCAUUACGCUUUUGGAGAGUCCAUGAAACUGAGUUUCAAGGCUUGUUUAGUCUUCAAGGCACUUUGACACUUCGUACCAGUGUUACAUACUAUUCUGGAAGAGAUUUCAGAGGUAACAGGUCAAGUUACUAUCCACCUAGUUCCAUGAAUCGCCUUGACCCUGAAAAAUUUCGUAGAAGCUCUUCAUGGCCUACAUUUAGUCUAAGUGGAUUUUGGUCAGAAUCUUCAGGGAAACUCUGCAUGGUUGGAUUUGGCUCUGGCGCUAAAAGAGAUGAGUCUUUUAAUGUUCCUGCUUCACUUAAGCUCUUUAAUAUCAAGAACUCUACUAAGCUCACGAGUUUGGUUACUGGGACUCUAGAGAGCUUGGUGAGUGAAAAUGAUCCAAACUAUUUUGAUCCCGCCUCUGUUAUGAUAUUUCCUAUGUUGAAUUAUGAGUAUACUUUGGUCGCAGAAGAGUUCAACAAUAGUAAUAACAAAAAUGGUUUUGAUGAUCAAAAUGAUGUCAUUCCUCCGGGUUUGUCCUAUAAUUCUUUACCAAGAGUAUUAUGUUCACUAAUAUUCUUUGAGACUUUCGAUUUGAAAUACUCAACCCAAACUUCCACUCCUUUGGGAGAGUCCCUUAGCGAUUCUCGUAGAGUUCUAUGGCUAGAAAGAAUACAGUGUUUAGGAGUUGAGCGAAAGCUGAGACUUUUGAUAAAGUUUCCAACCAGUGUCAGUGACCUGUGGAACUACAGAACCUUAGACCCCCACACGACUUUGGUUGGGGAAGGGAUUUGGGAUGAGAAGAAGAAUCAGCUAAACGUCAUCGCUUGUCAGUUUCUUGACGCAAAAGAUUCUUGGGCUGAGGCACAUGUUGGUGAUUGUUCAACAAGAUUGAUUCUGAGAUUCCCUGCUAUCUGGACAAUUGGCAAGACCAGUAGUGUUGUGGGGUAUGUUUGGAGCAACAAAACUGAGACAGAGUUUGGUUAUUUCGAAAAGAUAAGGUUUGAAAGUCCAAAGAACUACUAUUGGGAAGGGGCUAUGGGAUUGAAUUAUGAGUACACGAAGCUUGAGAAAGUGAAAAAAUGGUGUCCCAGGAAAGUAUUUCCUGAGAAUAACGAGGAGAAGGUGUAUCCAAAGGGGUUUUCUAAUGAUAUGAGAUUUGACCUGUUUGUUAGAAGUGCCGGAAGAAAACAAGGUCGGGGCUUUGUUAAACCUCUCUAUGUUGGCAACCGAUUCUAUAAUAAGCAGGCUCUUUAUCCCACACACUUUCCACACUCAAAUCAUUCAGAUGUAGAACCUUCAAAAGACUUGAGCAGUGUAAAGCCAAUUAAUAUUAGCUAUGAAAUAAACCUCCGACUUCAUUCUGCAGUUUCUCAAGUUAAUGAAUCAUUAUCGAGUUUAAAGAUUUCUGCUGAAGGGAUUUAUGAUGAAACCACAGGAAGCUUGUGCAUGGUGGGCUGCAUAAAUGUUGGCUUAAACAGUUCCAAGUUAUGGUCAAAAGAUGGUUCUGUUGAUUGUGAGAUUCAUGUCAAUUUUCAAUUCCCUGCAAGGCAUCCGAAGGAGAAUUCAGGCUACAUAAAGGGUACCAUUGAAAGCAAACGAAAAAGAUCCGACCCUCUUCAUUUCGAAACACUGGAGUUGUCCUCGGCUGCAUUUGUUGCCAAUGAAGCGCAUGAUAUCAUUUUGAGAACAGACGUGGAGACUAUCAUGGCUAUUAUCUCCAACACGCUUGCUUGUGUUUUUGCAGUGCUGCAGAUCUUUCACCUGAGAAAGAAUCCCGAUGUGGUUCCAUUCGUUUCAUUGACCAUGCUUUUGACUCUAACUUCGGCCUACACGAUACCUCUUAUGCUGGACUUGAAAUCCAUAUUCACUACAAGUCUUAACACCCAAAAUGCGCUUCUUGGGAUUGGUGGUUGGCUUGAAGCCAAACAAAUAACUGAAGGGGUAAUAAAGGUUGCACUCUUUUUGUUCCAAGCUCGUCUUCUACAGCUCACAUGGUUGGCGAGAAGAUCAUCUGGUGGAGACAGUAACGGGCUGCAGAUGGCAGAGAAAGAGGCCAUGUUUGUGACAUUGCCAGUGUAUGCUGGAUGGGCCUUUCUCAGUAUUUUCUUCACUUGGAGGAAGAGAAAACAUGACUUUGUUAUGCCAUCUUCUGCCUUUUUGACAAGUUACAAGGAGCACCCCAUUUGGGAUACCAUGAAAUCUUGUGCUGACAUCCUCUUAGAUGGCUUUCUCUUGCCUCAAAUACUUCUCAACUUGUUCAGGGAUUCAAGAGAGGUUUCACUAGCUUAUUCCUACUACAUCGGAACAACUCUUGUCCGGAUUCUUCCCCAUGCCUAUGGUCUUUACAAGGCUCAAAACUCUGCUUCCAAACUGGUUUCGAUUGCUUGGGAUGUGGUGAUCACUUUAGGGUCUCUGAUUUUUGCAACAGUCAUUUACUUGCAGCAGCGGUUUGGGGGUCGUUUUAGGCCCAAAAAAUCUGGUGUAUAUGAGAAGGUGGCUAAUGUUGGUGAUGGUGAGAUAUGAUUAUUGCCACUCGGAUAUUUUGUACUGUCGUUUUGUGCUGCUUUCUUGAGAAAAUAAGCAUAUAUCUGUCGCUUCUUUCCUAUUUUAUGUUUCAACCAUGUGUAAGGAUUAGAUUUCCAUCGUCCAUAGCAUAAAAAUACACGGGCUUAGCUAUGUUGUUUUUCUGGUGUAUUGAACUGGCUCAAGUCUAGUUGAUGGCAAAACUAAACUAUUCCCAUAUUCAAUUUUAGUCUGCAAUUACAUCAAA
Messenger RNA from Humulus lupulus (European hop), 3490 nucleotides. RefSeq lists its product as uncharacterized. The record is from RefSeq and is a predicted model, not a curated record. Lineage: Eukaryota; Viridiplantae; Streptophyta; Magnoliopsida; Rosales; Cannabaceae. The transcript is spliced from 2 exons. Gene Ontology annotation, cellular component: intracellular membrane-bounded organelle. Bases 610 to 3243 code for a protein of 877 amino acids.